AUGGCUGACCGGAGGCCACUACAUUCAUUGCAGCAGCACUUCACCUCCGUGGCUUACCCGCAAAGCAACGGACAAGCUGAAGUCGCUAAUCGGGAGAUUCUUCGGAUUCUUCGAGUUCGGCUCGACCAUGUCAGAGGCAGCUCGGUGGACGAGCUCCCAGGUAUAUUAUGGGCGAUCCACACGACCCCCAAGGAGGGAACGGGGGUCACUCCUUUCCAUUUGGUGUACGGAGGGGAGGCUAUCGUUCCUGUGGAGGUCGAAAUCGAAUCCAAUCGGGUGCAACAGUACAACACGGAUAAUGUCGAGUGGAGGCAACUAGAGCUGGACUUGAUAGACGAGGCGCGAGCCAAAGCAGCCUUCCGGUUAUUGGCGUACCGGCAAAGGAUGAGGCAGAAUUACAACAGGCGAGUAGUUCCCAGAGCAUUCUAG
Zingiber officinale is the source of this 429-nucleotide messenger RNA. RefSeq lists its product as uncharacterized. The record is from RefSeq and is a predicted model, not a curated record. Bases 1 to 429 code for a protein of 142 amino acids. Gene Ontology annotation, molecular function: nucleic acid binding. Lineage: Eukaryota; Viridiplantae; Streptophyta; Magnoliopsida; Zingiberales; Zingiberaceae. The transcript has a single exon.